Triplophysa dalaica is the source of this 2267-nucleotide messenger RNA. Its product is annotated as gastrula zinc finger protein XlCGF57.1-like. Gene Ontology annotation, cellular component: nucleus. The transcript is spliced from 3 exons. Gene Ontology annotation, molecular function: RNA polymerase II transcription regulatory region sequence-specific DNA binding; DNA-binding transcription factor activity, RNA polymerase II-specific. Bases 259 to 1620 code for a protein of 453 amino acids. The record is from RefSeq and is a predicted model, not a curated record. Lineage: Eukaryota; Metazoa; Chordata; Actinopteri; Cypriniformes; Nemacheilidae. Gene Ontology annotation, biological process: regulation of transcription by RNA polymerase II.
UGUAAGUUUGGUAGUUUGGUCUCUAUAUUAUAUUUGUGUUUUGUUUUCUUGCUUAUUGUAGACUGAAUUAUAUCUGAAUUGAGGAAGGUGUUCUUUUUAUUUAACAUUUCUAGUUUCUUGUUUAUUUUGUGUUCAGUUGUCCAUCAUGAGGACACAUAUAGAUGUGAUGUGCUGUAAAUCAGUAGGAACGGAUCUGUCCAUGCUGGAUAUUGAUGAUUUAAUGACAGAAAUCUCUCAGCUGAAGAAGGUGGUGGUGGUAUGGAGGCAAAGCUCGGGGAGAGAGAUGAACUGAACACAAAGGAUGUAUGUGGCAUGUCUCUCUGUGUCAUUACCGAUCAAACAUCUCCAGAGCUUCUGGUUUCUGUCUGUAAUGAAAAACAGAAACCGUCAGUGAAUCUGCUGGACUACCAAAUGGAGCUGAAAACAGAAAUCACUGAAACAGAAAAACAGACAGAUGCUGAUUUGAUUCAUCCAGACCUGAUGAAGGAGGAAAUUACAGAACACAAUGAAAUGGAGGAGAAACCUCCUUUUGUAAUUGGAGAAGAAUCUCCAAACUGCUUUAAGACUGAAACAAAAUUUUCACCCAAAAAAUCUCAAGGAGAACCAAACAAAGAUUCCCUUAUGUGCCAGCUGUGUGGAAAGAUCUUCAAGCGUAGAUCCCACAUGAACAGUCACAUGAAAAUUCACACUGGAGAAAAACCUUACAGAUGUGAUCAGUGUGGAAAGACCUUUGCACAUAAAUACACUCUUAAUGUGCACAUGAUAAUUCACACGGGAGAAAGGCUUUACACAUGUAACCAGUGUGGAAAGACCUUCAAGCUUAGAUCCCACAUGAACAGUCACAUGAAAAUUCACACUGGAGAAAAGCCUUACAGAUGUGACGAGUGUGGAAAGACCUUUGCACAUAAAGACACUCUUAAUGUGCACAUGAUAAUUCACACAGAAGUAAGGCUUAACAUAUGUAACCAGUGUGGAAAGACCUUCAAGCAUAGAUCCCACAUGAACAAUCACAUGAAAAUUCACACUGGAGAAAAGCCUUACAGAUGUGACCAGUGUGGAAAGACCUUUGCACAUAAAUACACUCUUGAUGUGCACAUGAGAAAUCACAUCGGAGAAAAGCCUUACAGAUGUGACCAUUGUGGAAAGAUCUUUGCACGUAAAGACACUCUUAAUGCGCACAUGAUUAUUCACACGGAAGUAAGGCUUUACACAUGUAACCAGUGUGGAAAGACCUUCAAGCGUAGAGCCCACAUGAAUAAUCACAUGAAAAUUCACACUGGAGAAAAGCCUUACAGAUGUGAUCAGUGUGGAAAGACCUUUGCACAUAAAUACACUCUUAAUGUGCACAUGACAAUUCACACGGAAGUAAGGCUUAACAUAUGUAACCAGUGUGGAAAGACCUUCAAGUGUAGAGCCCACAUGAACAAUCACAUGAAAAUUCACACUGGAGAAAAGCCUUACAGAUGUGACCAGUGUGAAAAGAGCUUUGCACGUAAAUCCACUCUUGAUGUGCACAUGAGAAGUCACACUGGAGAAAAGCCUUACAGUUGUGAUCAGUGCGGCAAGGUCUUUUCACGGAAAAGCAACCUUACUAAGCACAUGCGAGUUCACACUGGAUAAAAGCCUCGCAGAUGUCCUCAGUGUAGAAAGAGUUUUGCUUGGGCAGAUAGUCUAAGAACUCAUUUUCUGUGUCAUUCUGGAGUGAGACCAUUUCAGUGUGAACAGUGCAGUAGAACAUUCAUAUCUGUACGCUACCUGAAGAAGCAGAUGAGGACACAUGCAGGUGUGACUAAUGACUAAACACAAGAAAACACAAACAGGUGUGACAUCUCAUAUGUGUUUUGAGUGUGGAAAAGCCUUUACUACAGCUAGCCAAUUAAAACAGCAUCACAGAUUUCAUAAGGGACAUAAACAUCACUCUUGCUCCUCAUGUGGACCGAGUUUCAGAGGAUCAAGACGUCUUGUGACCCACAGGAAGACAACAAAAAUCAUCCUUAAGGAUCUGUUUUGACAUGAAGAUGCCUAAGAGCUUUUGCUGUAGUCUGCUAAUACUUGUCUAGAUUGUCAUUGCAUAACUCUGCAAAAAAUGUUUUGUAAUGUUAGAUCUGCAAAUUGUAUAUUUCUGGGUAACUAUAUUAGUGGUCAAUGUGCCAAUAAAAAGGGGUUUGUGUGCUUUGGGACCAUCUUGUACAAUUGAGAUUUCUGUGUUUACUGAUGUCAAAAGCCUUUUGAAGCAUACAUUGGAUCAUCUUGGCAGGGUUGCCAGA